GGGUGGGGCAUGUCGCACAGGCUGCUGGCGGCGGUGGGGAGCCGGACGGCGGCUUUGCCGCUGGCCGCGCUAUGGCGAUGUGGCUGGGGCGCCGGGGAUCACAGCACGGCCAGAGUGGGCCUGAGGGUUCUGGAAACCACCCGGCAGGGAAUCCACUUUCAGCAGCCGGCUCUGCAGGGAAGGCCGUACUCGAAAGCUCCCAAAGGCUUUGAGAAGUAUUUUAAGAGAAGCGGAAGAAGCACAGGCAAAGAAGAGUCGGCACCUCCGAAGAAAGAUGCUGAUGAACCAAAGAACCAUGGACUCGGAGGAAAUGGCGGCAAGAGAGGAGGGCAAGAAGGAUGACUUUGCAUGUGGGCACGGAUACAGAAGGGAGAGUUCCCUUGGGACAACAAAGAUUUCCGUAAUCUGGCUGUCAUGGGAGCAGGCUUCGCCAUGGGAUUUUUCUACUUGUAUUUUCGAGAUUCUGGAAAAGAAAUCACUUGGAAGCAUUUUGUACAAUAUUACUUGGCCAGAGGACUGGUGGACCGACUUGAAGUUGUGAACAAGCAGUUUGUGCGUGUGAUUCCUACUCCUGGAGUAUCUUCUGAGAAAUCCGUGUGGUUUAACAUCGGCAGUGUUGACACGUUUGAGAGGAAUUUGGAAUCUGCCCAGUGGGAAUUGGGAAUUGAAGCUGCCAAUCAGGCAGCAGUGAUUUAUACUACUGAGAGUGAUGGCUCUUUCUUAAAAAGCCUAAUUCCCACUCUGCUUCUGAUUGGGAUUUUCCUCUAUGCUCUGAGGCGAGGCCCAAUGGGAGCAGGAAGGGGGGGACGAGGUGGGGGCCUCUUCAGUGUUGGCGAAACAACUGCCAGAAUCCUGAAGAACAACAUCGAUGUGCGGUUUGCUGACGUGGCGGGCUGUGAAGAAGCCAAGCUGGAAAUCAUGGAGUUUGUGAACUUCCUCAAGAACCCCAAACAAUAUCAGGACCUCGGAGCCAAGAUUCCAAAGGGGGCUAUGCUCACUGGGCCUCCUGGUACUGGGAAAACACUCCUUGCCAAAGCAACUGCAGGGGAGGCCAAUGUUCCUUUUAUCACUGUGAAUGGCUCUGAGUUCCUGGAGAUGUUCGUGGGAGUUGGGCCUGCGAGGGUUAGGGACAUGUUUGCAAUGGCUCGAAAAAAUGCUCCCUGCAUCCUAUUCAUUGAUGAGAUUGAUGCAAUUGGAAGAAAACGAGGUCGUGGCAAUUUCGGAGGGCAAAGUGAACAGGAAAACACCUUGAAUCAGAUGCUUGUUGAGAUGGACGGAUUUAACUCCAGCACCAAUGUUGUGGUACUUGCGGGGACCAACCGCCCAGACAUCCUGGACCCAGCACUAAUGAGACCAGGGCGCUUUGACCGUCAGAUUUACAUUGGGCCCCCUGAUAUAAAAGGCAGAUCUUCCAUCUUUAAAGUCCACCUUCGGCCACUGAAAUUGGAUGAAAGUAUUGGCAGAAAUGCCCUGGCUAGAAAAUUAGCAGCUUUGACUCCAGGAUUUACUGGCCUUGAGAAGAAGACUCAGGUUCUCCAGCCCAAUGAGAAGACAACUGUAGCUUAUCAUGAAGCCGGUCAUGCUGUGGUGGGUUGGUUCUUGGAGCACGCAGACCCCUUACUAAAGGUGUCUAUCAUCCCCCGAGGAAAGGGACUGGGUUAUGCGCAGUACCUGCCCAGGGAGCAGUACCUCUACACCCGGGAACAGCUCUUUGAUCGCAUGUGCAUGAUGUUAGGGGGCCGAGUGGCUGAGCAGCUGUUCUUUGGCCGUAUCACAACAGGGGCUCAGGAUGACUUGAAGAAAGUGACACAGAGUGCAUAUGCACAGAUUGUCCAGUUUGGGAUGAGUGAGAAGCUAGGCAAGUGUCAUUUGAUUUACCCCGGCAAGGGGAAGCCCUCGUGGAGAAGCCCUACAGUGAAGCGACCCGCCCAGCUCAUUGAUGAGGAAGUGCGCCACCUGAAUCAACUCGGCUAUUCCAGAACUUUGGAAUUGCUGACCCAGUGUCGGGACCAGGUAGAAAAGGUAGGAAAGCGUCUCCUGGAGAAGGAAGUGCUAGAGAAAGCAGACAUGAUUGAACUGCUGGGCCCUCGGCCUUUUGAAGAGAAAUCGACUUACGAAGAGUUUGUGGAGGGCACGGGGAGCUUGGAGGAAGACACUUCCCUUCCAGAGGGCCUGAAGGAUUGGAACCGAGAACGGACAGAAGAAAGCACCGAGAAACAGGUCCAGGAAAGUACUGUGUAAACCAGCCAAGGCCUCCGAGCAUUUGCACUUUGGGGGGUGUCCCCACUCUCGUCACUGUACCUCUGGGGCUAUGGCCCCCAGCGCCUCUAACUAUCAGCAGGAAAGUAGCUUUCAGAAUCCCUGGGAAGCAGAUUAAAGCACAUUUUAAGUACCAAUGGGUGUUUGAAAGGAGGGCUCUUUGGAACAAACCAGGAGUCCUCAUGCCGGAAACUUGCACGAAGCCAGUGAGCUGAACUGCAGCCAGGGAGGGAGCUGAAGAAAAUAACGGGCAUUUAGUGUUGUGCAUUCCUAGCUCCCAUCCUGAGGUGAGCAAGGGUCUGAACAGGUGAAGCAAGAGGCCCAAGGCUUUGUUUUUAAUAAGCCACAGCUCCCAUUUGAUAGAUGGACCUUUCCAUCUCCUAAAGGAACAGGAGACUGGAAAGAAUUCAGAAUAGACCUAGGGAGCUAGGAGGGGGGAAGGACAUUUCUUCUCCCUCCCACCCCCCACCCCCCUCAAAAUAACUAAAAUCAGUGGUUAAAUCACCAAGCCAGUCAGUAUUUGGGAGAGGAUUUUUUUAUAUGCCUUUGCUGUUGACUCCCCUCACUCUUCCUUUGUGAAGACUUUUAAACACGGGCUCAAGUUUUCAGUAUGUAAGAGGGAGAGGAAAUUAAAGAAGAGGGAUGGUUUGAGCUGUUUGAUGGAGGAAGUGUUUAGAUUUAGCAAAAGCCUCUUUUUUUGCUAGAAUAAAGCUACGUGCAGCCAGACCAGAGAUCGUAGAUGGUGAGGAGCAACAGCGUGCUGGGGGCGGAGGGCGAUGGGCUCAGCCAUUUGACCUUGGAUCGUCACUCCAGCAUCCUGCUGUGGCUGCUGCUCUGAAGAUGAGGGGCGCAGGGCAUGUUUCUCAAAACCUCCCAGCAGUCAGGGCAGGUUUCAGUAGUCCAAGUCUUCACUCCAGUGUCCCAUCUGGUGGAUUCCUGCACAUUCUGUGGCAGUCUCACACUAAACUCUAUGCAUCGUAUUGUACCAACAGUGAGGGCUCACCUUCUGGGGCCUGGAGGCUCAACCGACCAGACCCCUGCCCAGGAUGCCCUUCCCACAAGGUCUCGUGCUCUGCUGCUCACACUCCCUGUGUCAUGAAAGCCAGGUUGGGGUCCCCUGAGGAAAUGGGACUAAAUGGAAUCUCCUCCUGGCAAGACUCUUUGACCUGCCGGAUUUCUGAUUCUCACCCUCUCUUACUCCUGCUCCUGUCUUCCUUUCUUUUGAGGGAGGUUGGUGACAUCAAACACUGAAGUUAAUUAAUUUUUUCUCAUUCUGAAUUGGUCUUUGAUCUAGUUCUUUUCUGAUAUCUUGAACUGAAAGAGGCUCACAUUUGAUUUGGGAAAUCAUUGCAGAGUAUAGAUGUUCAAAAUAUUUUGUCUUGCCCAGCAUCCAUAAAUGAUGAUGGCCAGGAUACGGGGUCUAGGACAAUUCCAUUCUUUUGGGUGAAGAUUUUCUUCUUUAGUUUUUUUGGGUUUUUGUUUUUUACCAAACGUAUUGCCAUGGGAUUUAACCUUUUUGUUUUGUUUUGUUUUUUAAAGCCUUCGAGGAAUUUCUCUAACCUAUAGAUCCUAGUGCCUAGACCUGUACAAGGUCCUUAGGCAAAAUUGUAGAAAUUUGAGACGAUCUUGAGAGAUUGAUAUAACUUAACCCCUUGCUUUCAGAUUGGCGAAUGCCCAAACCAUCCAGAAGAAACAGUGAUCUCUUUCUUCCUAGAGAUUGUUAGGAAAAGAGAGGCCAUUGACUGCCUUGGUAUCCCAUUCCUGUUCUUUAUUUCCGCCCCCCCCCCCAUAUCAAGAUCUUCUAAAUGAGCCUUUUGGGGGAACCUAGCUGGAUCCAGCUUGCUGAAUGAGAAAGUGAUUGGGUCUGCAGCACGUUAUACCGUCCUUCAUGUGCCAGUCAGCUUCAGUGCUUGUGUUUUCUCAGCCUUGUCUGGUUACAACUAGACGAGAGAAGACUGUGUUUGAGAAAAGCUGUUCGUUCUCUCUCUCUCUCUCUCUCUCUCUCUCUCUCUCUCUCUCUCUCUCUCUCUCUUUCUUCUAGAGAGACUGCCAGCCCCAGGCUCUGCUCCACCUAAUGAGCCCACCUCCUCCCCUGCUUCCUUUUCCCUUCCCCUCUAUGGAAAUGCUCAGUCACUCUGCUUCACAGCCCAUCUCAAAGGGCUAUGGGUACCUUACAUCAGAUGGCAUGUCAAGACCUUUUAGGGAAGGCUGAUUUACUUCGAUCUUGGAAAGGGGAACAAAGAAAACCAUAGUGCUGUGUCACCCAAGAUGUCUUAGAGCAGAGUCAUUCUUGCCUGCAUUCUCCUGGGCACCAGCUGGCUGGCACACAUCGUCGAUAGGGAGUGAAACCCUAUCGGAAAUUAGAUGCCUUUUCUAGGCUAUGUGGCUGCUCCAAGUGCAUAAUCUAGGAAGCUUCCCAAGGUUCAUUGAAAGUACUGUAUCCAAUGAAAUUGGGGGUGCCUGUGAGGUGGGGGGGUGGAGUAGCAGGAAGGGGGGUAGUCUGGUUGUUUGCCUAAGUCAGACACUGCUGCUUUUUAAAAAAAUAAGGACACUAGGUCCCCCUUAAGACAAAUCCACACCCACUUCUCAGAAACAGCAUUGACCCAAGUUUCAUUACAUGUCGUGUAUUAGGCAGUUUGACAUUUCAGUGGGCGUGAUUUUCAGGUUGUGCUAUUUAACAGAAAUGCCUGUGGUAGCCUGGGAAUGACUUGCAGCAGGCUGGCUAGAACAUUCUUGCUCCAGAAAAGGCACUUGUUUUGAAAUAGGACUGAUGAUCCUUGUUAUCUACCUCAUUGGAAGGGGGGGGAUGUGAGAGAGUUCAUGAACCAGCCAUGCCCUGGAGGAAUAAUGCAUUUUCUCAGAGCUGUGGGGAUGAAUAAUCCUUCCCGCUUCACUGCUGGACCUACCAUUGCUGCAUUUCUCUACUUAGACUUGCUAUUUUUAAGCCAGGCAGCUCACCUCAUGGGGUUUGACUACAAGAAAAUGUCAGAUUCUAGGGGAGGAUUUUCUUAGGCUCCUGCCUGACAUCAUGCCUCUUGGGAGAGCUCUCAGCUGAAGAGACCGAGUGUAAUCUCCGACCUAUUAAGUGUUGACUCUGUCCUAGGCACUGUGCUAAGCUCUGGAAACAUAAAGGAAAAUUUGAGUUAGGCCAGAAAACAACGGCUGUUUGACUAGGCUGGGAUGUUAAUGUUACAAUUUGGGAAAGUGACUUAAGGCCUGUCUUCUUGUGAAGGCUAAAGAACUCUCAUGUUCUUUCUAUUUCACUCCUUUGAAAAACUUGAGUCUCAUGGUGAGGUUCAUGAUCCUGAUCCUGGCCUUGACCCUGAAACCCAUGAGUCAAAUCUGACAUGAAAUCUCUCUUCAGUUGCUCAGACUCACAGUGCUGUGUUCUGUUGGUUCUCUCCAAAUGAGGGAAUGUUCAUCAUUCAUGCUUCUGUUCUUUCUCCCAUUCAUUUAGGGGAGGUCCCCCGUGGCCAGGGACAAAAGUGACUGGCAUUCCUUUCUGUGUUUCUGUGAUUAUCACAUGUCUUGGCUAAAAGAACAACAGAAUCGUGCUGGACGAAAUAAAGUUUAUGUAAUUCUUUUUUACACACCAGUAAAGAGCUUCAGCAGCUAAGUAGUGACCCUAAAUCUGUUCUCCCUGGGGUAGCUAUAAGACUUGUACAAGCUUGACUUCCCCUUCCUGCCUAUUGUGGUGGGAAGUACAAGACCUCAUUCUCACUCCUGAUCUUUACAUUGUCUUGGAUAUGUCUCCUUCUGCAUUCAAACUGUCAGCAUAUCCUGUGUCAUGGGGUCCCAUUUCUUGGAUUCACUUCUCAUUCUUGAUACAGACCAUGGUCAUCCUUUCCAAUGUUUGCCACCUUGUAUGACCUUGGACAGUCUCUUCAUCUUUAAAAUUCAAAGCCCACUUGAUCAGAAGGCCUCCCAGGACCCUCCCAGCUCCAGGUCUGUGGGCCUGUGAGCUCACUCCCGCACUGGCCUCCCUGCUUCCCAGUCCUCUGCCGUUAUAGUCAAUGUCAGCCACCAAAUGCCACGAUCACAGUUCUCCCCCCAUCAGCUAGGUCACCUCCCUUCUCCAGGUCCUCAUGUAAUCCUCAUCAGACUCAGAUUACAAAUGUUGCUGGUCAAGUCCCUUUAUAUCUAUCUGGAACAUAUCUUUAUUUAUUUGUAAACAAUUAGCUAACUCUAAAAUUCUCAUAUUUCAGUUUGGGGAACUCAUUUAUUUUUGCAUGUGUUCUUAGAGGUGGAGGGAGGAAGGGAGUGGGUUAGAAUGACUUAUUCUAAUCCCUGUUCCCUUUGAAAUACUACUUUAUGUUGAAUUAUACAAACCGCCUGUUAAAUGGCAUUCCACCAAAUCAAAUGAAAAACCAUGAAGCAAACCACACACAAGUUAAUGAAAACACAAUAAACGUGGAAUGUUCAAAUGUAAAUGAACGCGUCUGGUUUGUUUCUUCAGAAUUGUGAGCUGCUUGAAGACAAAGGCUACCUCUAACCCUUAGCAAAUGUGGGCAUUCGCUAGCGUUUGAUGGUGAUAAAAAACCUGCUGGAAAAAAAUAUUUACAGUACAGGGUGGGAGGUGAUUUCUCCUCUCUGGUUUGGUCUGUGAGCUGCUAAUCCGGGUUAGACUGAAAACCAAGUUACCUUGUCUGUAGUCAACCAGAGGAAUAACAUAACAGAAAUCUUUUAACAGCAGCUUUCAUUCUUCCCUCGACCAGAACAGGAAACUCAACCCUCUUGUACAUGGGUGAGCUUAUUGAGGGAUUUUGGACCAGAGGUUCUCAUCUUUUUGUGUGUCACGGACCCCUUCUCAGGAUGUUCUAUUAAAAACAAGUCCACUUUAUUAGCUGUGUGACCCUAGGCAAGUCACUUAAUCCCAAUUGCCUCACCAAAAGAAAAGAAAGUCCACAGACCCCUUUCCUUACACCUAUGUAGGCAGAUACACCAGAAUCUUUCCCUUUGGCUACUUGGUGAGUAGUAGCAGUUCAGCAGGGGCCGGUCUCUGGCACCAAAGCCAGGAGCUGAGGUGUGGCCCCGCACUGAAUUUUUACUUGAGCUACAUGAGGAACUGAAGCAUAAGUAGGUUUUUGGUCUAUUAAACAGAUCUUUGUCUCAGCUCUCUCCUUUCAGACCUGGCCUACACACGCUGCUUUGACUAAAGUCAGCUGUUGUUGGGCCCUGAAACUCCUCUCGCCCACAGCCAUCCACCAGAAAGAGAAUAGUCCUGGAAGGUUGCUUCCCCAGCCUCAUCCAGGUGUCUAAAUUGCUUAGUGGGGUUGUACGGGAAUAAGAUUUUAAAAAUGUUCUCUCACAAUCCCUUUCACCAGCAUCAUUCCAGACUUGAAAAUGGAGGCCAAUCUUCCCUAUAACAUGACCCAGAUAAGCCUGUUUGAGCUCCAGUGGCAUUCAGCAAUUUAGGAAACAAUGUGGAAGCCUGUGGGUGCCCUGAAGGGGAAGCAGCACCCCCUCAGCUGAGCUGACCUCGCAGUGCUGCUGUCUUCCCUCAGCUCCCGCACUGUUCUUUAUGCGAUCCUGCUCUGGCUACUCCUCCACGAUGUCCUCUGAGAAGUUAGAAACCAACAAGACACCUUCAAAUUAAGGGGAUGAGGUUUUAAUACCAUUUUUUUUUUCCAAAUGACACUAUAGAAAGCCGCUACGUGAACUAAUGAACAGUACAAUACACAAGAGGGACAGGUCACAGAUGAGUGGACGGCAUGUCGUGCUGCUCUAGCUGCCUUCACGUGAUAAAGUUUAAAAGCAAAACAAGGUGAGAAAUUUAUUUUUAUUGUGUAGGGCAAGUAUCAUAUUGCUCAGUACCUUGACCCACUGGCAUGAUUACUUGGCUGUACUGGUGUCCCAGUGGUAGAGAAGGUUGAGGAAGGAAACGCACAAAGGUCAACCCAGCAAUUGGUCCUUUUUAUAUAAUUUAGGGAAGUGAAUUCCUCCACUGCUUUUUUGGGAAAUUAAUUGCAAAGAACACAGCAGGCCUGAUGGCAUGUUUGUUGAACACAGUGGGUAGUUUUCAUCUUGACAGAUUCUUGGUUUAUAAGUAUCUGGAGCUCACUAUGUAUAUAUAUAUAAGGGAAGACGAAACACAAGCGUGGGUAUUCCAGCCAGCUAAAUGAAGCCAGAAGCCUCUGGUGGCAUGGACGUGUCAAUUUGAGUGAGAGGUGCCAGCAGGUCUGCCAACUGGCAACUGGCCAGCGCUACCGAGCAUUUGGGAGGUGGCUUGAUUAACGGCCCCUGAAAUCAGGGACUCGGCCCCGAGCCUUCUAUCACUGGCAUGCCCAGAAUUCUUGAGGGCAGGAACCCUAGCUAGUUCUCCCUUGUUACUCUCACAGUACUCAGCACAGUGCCUUGCAAAUAGCAGGUAUUCAAAGAUCUGAUGUGACUCUAUUUGAGUCCAUCUCCGUUGGAAGAACCUAUUUUUGUAUCCAUAUCAGGAGCUUAAAUGGAGAAAGGAAAAUGCUUGAAGGUCCCCACAAUCUAUGGUUCAAGCAAAAAAGUGAGUCCAGAUCCUGUUCUGAAACCAAUUGUUGACAUGGUAUCAGUUCAUCCUUGGUGAUUGUCUGUCAUGACCCUGGUUCAAGGGAAUUUAAACAAUUUAAACAGUCAUCAGCAAGCAGCCAGGUUGGGUGCCUCUUUGAGUAAAAGAGAUGUCGGCUCUUGGUGACUUCUGGAGCUCCCUCAUUUUCCUACAUCUAAGCUUGCAAGAAACUGUCAUCUGCGAAGUCCCUCCUUUGGGCAGUCCCAGAAGCUACAUCUGAAAAAAAAUGGUCCCUGCUUCCUUUCAGUAUAAAGUGACACCAAGCCAGACAGUACCAUAUGGAGGCACGGAGGACUAUGGGGACGUGAUAGGCAGCCACAGGCUCAAAGCUACUUUGGGGGGGUGAUGCGUUUACAUGAGAUUAACUGGAGAUGAUGUGUAGGACAGGGAAGCCAUGUUAUUGGGAUGUGAGAAGUAACCCCUUAAGAAGGUUGUGGGGGCGGGGAAGGGGGAGUGUCUUUUCCUCCCCACACCAUAACGGUUUCAGGGAGGUGCCAUGGUUCCUUAGGCAGUUUUGGCAUUAUUUGGUGUUCUGAGCAAGGUAGGAAAUAGGCCAGAGUCCCCUCAGUCUUCAGUUGACAGAGGGAAAGGCCAGCCCACAGGUCAUCAAGGGUCUGGGUUACAAAGCUGAUCUAGCGUUCGGCUCUCUAACCCAAGGAAGGACUUGGGGGAAAG
Dromiciops gliroides (monito del monte) is the source of this 9478-nucleotide messenger RNA. Its product is annotated as AFG3-like protein 1. NCBI's taxonomy places the organism in Eukaryota, Metazoa, Chordata, Mammalia, Microbiotheria, Microbiotheriidae. Bases 349 to 2241 code for a protein of 630 amino acids. The record is from RefSeq and is a predicted model, not a curated record. Gene Ontology annotation, biological process: protein-containing complex assembly; mitochondrial protein processing. The transcript is spliced from 16 exons. Gene Ontology annotation, molecular function: ATP-dependent peptidase activity; zinc ion binding; metalloendopeptidase activity. Gene Ontology annotation, cellular component: m-AAA complex; membrane.